Acytostelium subglobosum LB1 is the source of this 4071-nucleotide messenger RNA. RefSeq lists its product as hypothetical. The coding region runs from base 1 to 4071 and encodes 1356 amino acids. NCBI's taxonomy places the organism in Eukaryota, Evosea, Eumycetozoa, Acytosteliales, Acytosteliaceae. The transcript is spliced from 3 exons. Gene Ontology annotation, molecular function: guanyl-nucleotide exchange factor activity; protein binding. The record is from RefSeq and is a predicted model, not a curated record. Gene Ontology annotation, cellular component: plasma membrane. Gene Ontology annotation, biological process: positive regulation of GTPase activity; Ras protein signal transduction.
AUGAGCAGCCUGUACCUACAACAACAACAACAACAAAAUCAACCUGAGCAAAAGCUACAACAACAUGGCACAAAUAGUGGACGAACAAUUAUGUCAUCCACUGAUAUAUUCGAUAUGUCAAGGAUGAGACUGACAUCACUAUCGCCCAAUUUCUAUAUGAACAAGGCCGCUUUGCAAUGUCUCCUAUUGGCCGAGAACCAUUUGGAAUGCAUACCGAUCGAGUUGAUAGAUGCAACGCCUUCAUUGGCCAUUGCAGACUUUAGUUUCAACAGUCUGGCCAGACUUCCAGAGGCCAUCAACAGAUGGCGGAAACUCAACGUUCUCAAGUUGGAUCGCAACAAUCUCAGCAUCAUCCCUGACACUAUCACCGAGUUGGUUGAGCUCGAGUGUCUGAGUCUGGCUGGCAACCUGCUCACUGAGCUACCCAAUCUCACCCAAUGUCCAGUGCUCAAGUGUCUCUCGCUACUACACAAUGUCCAUCUGCCGCCAUUCUUGACCAAGAUAUACACGCUCCUAUAUCCAAUGUCAGCCAACCAGAUUUACAUCUCUGGAUAUUGCAACGUAGACUCCCAGAUGGUAGCAGCUAUGAAUCCCACCGCCACCACUGGUGCUGAUCAGCCACUACCUUCCUCCAAGCUACCAUGCCAGCCACUCAAAGUUAGUGGUUCAUUGUUGGAGCAAAGUAGUGGCGAUGGAAGUGGAGGGGCGUCCUCCUCCUCCUCCAGCAAAAAGAACAACAGACUCAACCUGGAGAGUAGUGGAUUCACUUACUUCCCAUUCCGUCUUGAAGCUACCCAGCUUCACAAGCUCCGACGUCUGUUGCUUGGAUACAACAGCAAGAUAGACUAUGAUCGUUGCCACCACCAAUGGACAGCAUUUAAGAGUCUGAAGUUACUCUGUCUGGACCAUUGUCAGUUGGCAAUAUUCCCAUUGGGUCUUUGUGGCAUUGUAUCUUUAAGAAGACUAAGUCUGAAGAAGAACUACAUAUUGACAAUCCCAAAAGAGAUUAGGAGCUUGUACAAACUAAAGAGAUUGGACUUGUCUCAUAAUCAAAUCGAUUUUGUACCGCCAGAGGUCAGCUCGUUGUCAUCGUUGAAGACCUUGAAGCUCAACAAUAACAAUCUCAAGACGACCAAAGCCGUCGAGAACCUGGCUCGCUGUGAUGCACUUGAGAAGCUUAACCUCAGUCACAACUUCCUCACCGAGUACCCCCGCUGCUUCCAAGGCAUGAAACAGAUCCAUUGCAUACGUCUUGACAAUAAUCAGAUACCAUUCAUUCCAACAACAGAUCACAACGACAAGGCUGUGUCAGUGUCGGUUUUAGCGCAACCCACAUCACCAUUGCCCGAUGUGAUAGUACCAACAUCACCUCUACCUGAUGUAAUGUCACCAAGGUCUCCAACAUCUCCCAACUCAUUCUCCAAGAAGCCAACAAAACCUCUCCCCAAGAGGCCAGUCACAUCGCCCAACUCGGGCGGCACUCCAAACCUCUCUCAGUCGAGCUCGAGCUGCAUCACCAAGAGCAGUAGCCUCCAUGGCACAGAGGACUCAAGCAGCAUAUCAUAUUUGAGUUGCACAACUGACGCUCCGCCCAGGAUGGAGAGUACAGGACUUAUUGGUCGAGUGAGAUCAUUCACGUAUUGCUCCUCCAAUGACCUCAAGGCCAAGGAUGAGCACAAAGUACUCACACCAACUUCAUCAAUUGGCAGCUUGUACGACGAUGACCCAGCACCGACCGAUGUCACCUCCAACUACUUGGACAUCAACAACAAUCGUCACAGUCAGUUGUCUUCGCCCAGACAGACAAAGGAGAAGAGGUCAAUCACCAAGCUGACGACAGACUUUAUCAAGGAUAUGGCACACUUUAGAAAAAAGAGCAACUCGUCACCUAGCAAGAUCACCUCUCCCUACCAUCCAGAUUCGCCAACACUCUCCCCAAUGGCAUCGCCUCGCUUCGACACUGAACAAAAGAGGACAUCAUAUCCACUACAAACUAGCACCAGCCAGACUCUUUAUCCACCACCCAUUCGUCACCCCGAACAAUCAGUGUCGCUCGUGUCACCUUCGGUACUUGAGCAACACAUUGACUCGUCCCCAUCAAUAUUUGAUGAUCCAAACAUCUCCAACAGUGUCAACAACAACAACACAGCCAACAGUAACAACAGCUAUCACAGCAGGGAGUAUAGCCUCAAGAGCAGGAGCUAUUCGUUUGGCAACCUUGACCUCAAUUCGAGCUCUUCAUUACCAAUGAACUCCAUUUUGGCCGAGACUACCAAGGAGUAUGACAGUCUCAAGUCCACUGGUUCUCCCAAUCCAAACCGCAAAUCACCUCCCACAGGUGAUGUGCAGGCGCUCAGUAUCUCAUCCAAACCGCCUACAACAGCGACUGCAGCCAUCGACGCCCAGAUCAAGCAGCUCAAAGUGGAGUUCACCGAAGAGAUAUUCUUUGAUGACAAGUCACUUGGUGCAUCCUAUGCCAAGAGGAGGCUGGCUGGUCUAUUGAUACCAACAAAGGUCAACAACAUGGUUGGUGGCAGUCUUCUCUCACCUACACUGAGCAUUCACCAGAAGAAGACAUCAUCUGAAUCGUCAUCUCCUUCGACUUUAUCCGUCAGCAAGAAAAAGUCCAAAAAGAAGACAUCGUCAGACUUGGACGUUGCCAUCAAAGAGUCGCCCAGUCUUACCAACAUUGCCGGCUCGGCACAGACGUCUGCCAUUCUGGAGGGAGACGACUUUAUCCGCGAUCUCAUGUCCAGCCCUGUGUGGAAUCAGGAGAUUGAGUUCACCUCUGAAGACGGCGUUCCCAAGAUCAAAACGGCCACUGUCAAAAUGCUCGUUUGUGUUCUGACACAUGAGCGUGGCUUCAGCAAGGAGCUGGAAAACGGAUUCUUUGACACGUACACACUGUUCACCACUGUAGAGGUGGUCAUUCAGCUUUUGCAAGAGCGAUUCUACCAGACUGGCAAAAACAACUCACCGACCAUCAAACAGAAGGUGUUGCGCUUCGUUGAGAAAUGGGUGGACCGUAACUGGGAGGAUUUCUCCAUCGCCAACAUCAAUAACCUAUUGGACUUUUGCAAGUCCUGCCAAGAGACUGUGGAACAGGGCAUGACGACGACCUACUCACUCAAAAACCAGAUCACCACGCUUUAUAACAUCAUCAGGAUGAAGCGUGAUGGUACCUACAUCUCUGUAGACUAUCAGGACAGUUGGGAACAGCCUGCCCCCAUUCCUGACUUUACAUACCAGGAGAACUUCACGUUGUUGGACGUCAAGCCACAUGAAAUUGCUAGACAACUAUCAAUGAUUGAUCAUGGACUGUUUGGCAAGAUCACCAAGAAGGAGUUGUUGGAGUAUGUACAAAGCCAGUCGAAUCCGCCAGCAUCGAUUGUCAGCUUUACCAAUCGGUUCAACUAUGUCAGUCGCUGGGUGGCCAGUGAGAUUACAACCUGUCCAUCGUUGGAGAAGAGGAUCAUGUUAAUAUUUAAGUUUAUUAACAUUGCCAUUAACUGUUGGAUAUUGAAAAACUUUAACAGUGCAACAGCUAUCAUUGCUGGAUUGAAACAUGGAGCAGUUAGUCGAUUGAAGACCACAUGGUUCUACGUUAACAAUUCCAAGGCAAGUGUAAUACUACAGGAGUUUGAGGAGCUGAUAUCACCUACAAACCUCACCAAACUCAGGAAGGUAAUGGAUGCCGUUGAAGCCCCAUCCGUACCCUACCUGGGCAGCUACUUUAAUCAUUUGGUGGGCAUCACCGAGGGCAACAAAUCAACCAAGUGUGACCAGAUCAAUCUGCUCAAGUACGAGAUGAUUGGCAAGAUCCUGGCAAAGGUCCACCACUUCCAGUCCAAGGCAUACAAUCUCACCAGUGUCGGUGUGCUACAUGUGUUCCUCAACAACCUGCCCCAACUCACCGAGUCGCAGCUCUACGACUCUGUUGGCAAGAUGUCGGACUCGCACCAGCUUGCAAUCGACUCGAAUGUUGGUGGCACUGGCACAGCCAACUCCACCAAACUCUGGAUCAAGAAGAGGAAAGGAUCAACAUCCACUUCUUCCACCACAACACAAUAA